CCAUCCCCCCGCCACUCCGCCGCACAUGCAGCCCCCACAAAUCCAGCACAAGCUCCACGAGUCCACGACCCCCCUACCGACUCGCUCCCGCCGCGCCGUCGUAGGCUCGUAGCGCCAACUCCCCAGACCCUCUCGCCCCGCCCCGCCUCCCACACCACAGCAGCAGCCACGCUUCCCCAGGCCGAGCACAAAGCAGCCACCUUCCCUUCCACUCCGCGCCUCCGUUACCCAGAUCCAACUAAGUAGCAGCAGAGCAGCGCAGCUCCGUCCAAGAAGACCACCCCACCCGCACCAAGGGAGAGAGAGAGAGAGAGAGAGAGAGAGAACCCGCACCAAGGGAGAGAGAGAGAGAGAGAGAGAGAGAGAGAGAGCGCGGCGCCAUGCCGCCCCGGCUGCUCACCCUGGCGGCGCUGCUGCUGCUGAGCGCCACGCUGGGCGCGCCGGAGCCGGAGGCCGACAGGGCGGCGCUGCUGGACUUCCUCGCGGGGGUGGGCGGCGGCGGGCGCAUCAACUGGGCCGCCGCCCGCCCCGUCUGCGCCAACUGGACGGGCGUCACCUGCAGCGCCGACGGCGCCCGCGUCGUCGAGCUGCGCCUGCCGGGGCUCGCCCUCUCGGGCCCCGUGCCGCGCCGCACGCUCGCCCGCCUCACCGCGCUCCGGGUGCUCAGCCUCCGCGCCAACGACCUCUCCGGCGCCUUCCCGGACGACCUGCUCGCGCUCCCGGGCCUCGCGGGCCUCCACCUCCAGCGCAACGCCUUCUCCGGCGCCCUGCCGCCCGGCCUCGCGGGGCUCAAGAGGCUGCAGGUGCUCGACCUCUCCUUCAACGCCUUCGACGGGGCCCUGCCCGGCGCGCUCUCCAACCUCACCCAGCUCGUCGCGCUCAACCUCUCCAACAACUCGCUCUCCGGCCGCGUCCCCGACCUCGGCCUCCCGGCGCUGCAGUUCCUCAACCUCUCCAACAACCACCUCGACGGCCCCGUGCCCGGCUCCCUGCUCAGGUUCUCGGACGCCUCCUUCGCCGGGAACAGCAUGACGCGGCCGGCGCCGGUGUCGCCGGCGGUCCCGCCACCGUCGCUCGCCCCGCCGGCGGCCGGCGCGCCCGCCAAGAAACGGGGCCGGCUCAGCGAGGCGGUCGUUCUUGCCAUUAUCGUCGGCGGGUGCGUCAUGCUGUUCGCGGUCGUCGCGGUGCUGCUGAUAGCCUUCUGCAGCAGGCGGGGCGGCGAGGAGGGGAGCCGGGCGGGGUCCGGGAAGGGCGGGGACAAGAAGGGGAGGGAGUCGCCGGAGUCCAAGGCGGUGACCGGCAGGGCCGGGGACGGCAACCGGCUGGUGUUCUUCGAGGGCCCGUCACUGGCGUUCGACCUGGAGGACCUUCUCCACGCCUCCGCCGAGGUUCUCGGGAAGGGAGCGUUCGGCACGGCGUACCGGGCGCUGCUGGAGGACGCCACCACCGUGGUGGUGAAGAGGCUCAAGGAGGUCAGCGCCGGGCGGCGCGAGUUCGAGCAGCAGAUGGAGCUCAUUGGGCGGAUCCGGCACGACAAUGUGGCGGAGCUCCGGGCGUACUACUACUCCAAGGACGAGAAGCUGCUCGUGUACGACUACUACAGCAGGGGAAGUGUAUCCAACAUGCUUCACGGGAAGCGGGGUCUGGACAGAACACCAUUGGAUUGGGAGACUAGAGUAAGGAUAGCCCUGGGCGCAGCAAGAGGGAUCGCCCACAUCCACACUGAGAACAAUGGGAAAUUUGUUCAUGGCAACAUCAAGGCGUCAAAUGUGUUCCUCAACAGCCAGCAAUAUGGCUGCAUCUCUGACGUUGGCUUGGCGCCACUGAUGAACCCGAUAACCGCAAGGUCCCGUUCUCUGGGAUACUGUGCACCUGAGAUCACCGACACAAGGAAAUCAACGCAGUGCUCUGAUGUCUACAGCUUCGGUGUCUUUGUGCUCGAGCUCCUCACUGGCAAGUCACCUGUUCAGAUAACUGGCGGCGGCAACGAGGUUGUCCACCUUGUCAGGUGGGUGCAGUCCGUUGUCCGGGAGGAGUGGACCGCCGAGGUGUUUGACGGCGAGCUGAUGAGGUACCCUAACAUCGAGGAGGAGAUGGUGGAGAUGCUACAGAUCGCCAUGGCAUGCGUCUCGAGGAACCCAGAGCGACGGCCGAAGAUGAAGGACAUGGUGAAGAUGAUCGAAGAGGUCGGCAGGAACGACAGUGGGACGCGGGCUUCGACGGAGGCCUCGACGCCGGUGGGGGAAGCUCGGAACAAGGCAGAAAGCUCAUCUGCAGCCUCCUGAUGGAGUUCUCUGAAGUAUCAUUUUUUUUCGUCUUUGCAAGGGUAGGAGCACGGAUAGUUCUGUGUCUUGACGGCGCUGCAUGAUUCUUUUGUCUUAUGAUGAUUUACAUGUUACGAAAUUGUAACACCUUGCCAUGUGGAACUACGGAAAUUGUUUGCUUAUUAUGCAGCACCUGCUCACUGCUUUUCUGCAAGCAAUUGAACCAAUAUCUGAUCUGUAAA
Molecule: messenger RNA, 2506 nt
Organism: Triticum urartu
Lineage: Eukaryota; Viridiplantae; Streptophyta; Magnoliopsida; Poales; Poaceae
Product: putative inactive receptor kinase At4g23740
Biological process (GO): protein phosphorylation
Molecular function (GO): ATP binding; protein binding; protein kinase activity
Source: RefSeq, a predicted model, not a curated record